Messenger RNA from Pediculus humanus corporis (human body louse), 1164 nucleotides. RefSeq lists its product as uncharacterized. Bases 1 to 1164 code for a protein of 387 amino acids. Gene Ontology annotation, biological process: transmembrane transport. NCBI's taxonomy places the organism in Eukaryota, Metazoa, Arthropoda, Insecta, Psocodea, Pediculidae. Gene Ontology annotation, molecular function: transmembrane transporter activity. The transcript is spliced from 3 exons. The record is from RefSeq and is a predicted model, not a curated record. Gene Ontology annotation, cellular component: membrane.
AUGGGUAUAAGUAUUGGAUUCAUGGAUGCUCCUCAUAUAACAUAUUUGGGAGAAAUAACACAACCGAAAUUAAGAGCAAUUUUGACAUCUUAUGCUGAAUUAAGCGUAUCUCUCGGAUUUUCUUUUGUUUAUUUUUUGGGUUUAAUCAUCGAUUGGAAAACAAUGUCAAGCGUUUGUUGUUUUAUACCGAUUUUAUCAAUGUUUUUCAUAUCAUGGAUACCAGAAUCUCCCAUUUGGUUACUGUCGAAAAAAAAAAUUGAUCAUGCCAUAAAAAGUUUGUGCUGGCUCAGGGGAUGGGUGAAACCGGAAAUUAUCCGCAAAGAAUUUUUAGAACUAAAUCAUCAAUUAAAUAUUAAAGGGAAUAAAAUAAACGAAUUUAAUUUAAGUGAAAAUUAUUUAAGUGAAUCUAAUGCUAAAAAAAAAUGUGCAUUUAAUAAAAUUAUGAAAGCUGCUGGAUUUACCGAAUUAUUUAAUAAAUCAGUGUUACUACCUGCUCUUCUCGUUGCAUUUUAUUUUGGAUUUAGUCAUAUUGUUGGUGUUACAAACAUUCGACCGUUUAUGAUCAGUAUUUUAAAUGAAUUUGGCACUCCAGUUAAUCCCAUUUGGGUGACGGCAAUAUCUUCAAUAGUAGGUAUGGUUGGAUAUAUUAGUGGUAUGAUAUUAGUACCGAAAAUGGGAAAACGUUGGGUGUCAAUAUUGUCCAUGCUAGGUUGUGCUCUCAUCAAUGGGUUACUUUCUAUUUAUGGCUUUUUUUUCUCUGACUAUAAUGCGUUGUGGGUUCCUGUUGUUCUAUUUAUUUUACUAAAUUUUAUUUGGAGCCUUGGAAUAGGUCAAAUACCUUGGAUGCUUAUUAGUGAGGUUUUUCCUUUCAAGGGCAGAGGAAUAGCCAGUGGAGUUGUUGCAGCAAUAUCAUAUAUACAAGCUUUCGUUUUUAUAAAAACGUAUUAUUCUCUCCAGUAUAGUUUUUCACUUGCUGGAGCAUUUGGAUUUUUUGGUUUAUGUGCAGCUUUGGGCAGUGUUUUCUUAUACGUAUUCUUGCCGGAAACGGAAGGGAAAACACUGAAUUGUAUAGAAACAGAUUUGGAAAAUCAUUUUAAUAAUUUAUUUCAAAAGUGUUCUUUAAAUUUAGAUAAAACAAAAAACUUGUGUUCAAACUGCACGUAA